Molecule: messenger RNA, 2010 nt
Organism: Asparagus officinalis (garden asparagus)
Lineage: Eukaryota; Viridiplantae; Streptophyta; Magnoliopsida; Asparagales; Asparagaceae
Product: beta-hexosaminidase 3
Exons: 15
Coding region: 1-1623 (540 amino acids)
Biological process (GO): carbohydrate metabolic process; glycosaminoglycan metabolic process
Cellular component (GO): membrane
Molecular function (GO): beta-N-acetylhexosaminidase activity
Source: RefSeq, a predicted model, not a curated record
AUGGCAACUUCGCUGGGUGUUUUGCUCGGGAUCCUCCUCCUCUUGGGUUCCCGCGCCGAGGCCGGCGGGGUCAAUCUGUUAAAAGGACGGAAUUCGUCUUCACUGUUGGUCACUGUCCCUGAAAUAUCAAAUAGUGGUCAGGACUACCUCUCCAGCAGAGGCAGCAAGGCCGUGCGUUUGGGUGAAGGGCUCGAGCUGAGGAGCGAAGGGAGCAGGUAUGCCGAUGGGUCUGGGGUGCUGAAGGACGCAUUUUCGAGGGUCCUUGACGAGAUCAAAGCGGGCCACGCCGUCGACGGGGGCCCCUCGGGCUCCGGUCUUCUCGCCGGUGUCCGUGUCGUCAUCCUCUCCCCCGAUGACGAGUUGAACUACAACGUUGAUGAAUCCUACAAACUGUCGGUUCCAGCGACUGGAAAUCCCAUAUAUGCCCUUAUCCAGGCACAGACAGUUUAUGGAGCACUUCAUGCAUUACAGACGUUCAGCCAAUUGUGCGAUAUUAAUCUUGCUAGUGGGACUAUUGAGAUUUCUUUGGCUCCCUGGACCAUCAUUGAUCGCCCUAGGUUUCCUUAUAGAGGGCUUUUAAUUGAUACAUCACGACAUUAUCUUCCUGUGCCAGUUAUAAAGAGUGUUAUUGAUUCUAUGACCUAUUCGAAGUUGAAUGUUCUGCAUUGGCAUAUUGUGGAUACACAAUCUUUUCCUCUUCAAAUUCCUUCCUAUCCCAAACUAUGGAAUGGUGCAUAUAGUUCCGUAGAACGAUAUACUAUAGCUGAUGCUGUUGAUAUUGUACAUUAUGCAGAAAGGAGAGGAAUUAAUGUUUUGGCUGAGAUUGAUGUGCCUGGUCAUGCAUUGUCAUGGGGUAAGGGUUAUCCUUAUUUGUGGCCAUCAACUGAUUGUCAACAGCCGUUGGAUGUUAGUAAGGAGUCCACAUUCAAAGUGAUAGAUGGGAUCCUUUCAGAUUUUAGCAAGGUCUUUAAGUUCAGAUUUGUUCACUUGGGAGGUGAUGAAGUUAAUACAAGUUGUUGGACAAUAACUCCUCAUGUACGGGAAUGGUUAAAGCAGCAUAAGAUGGAUGAAUCUGGUGCUUAUGAAUAUUUCGUCCUACGAGCUCAGAAAAUUGCAUUAUCACAUGGAUAUGAGGUCAUUAAUUGGGAGGAGACUUUCAACAAUUUUGGAAACAAACUGAAUCCUCGAACAGUGGUGCACAAUUGGCUCGGUGGCGGUGUUGCUGAAAAGGUAGUUGCUGCUGGGCUAAGGUGCAUUGUGAGCAACCAGGAUAAGUGGUACCUGGAUCAUUUAGACGCAACAUGGCAAGGGUUUUAUAUGAAUGAACCUCUUGUGAACAUCUCUAGACCUGAACAGCAGAAGUUGGUUAUUGGUGGUGAGGUGUGCAUGUGGGGCGAACACAUAGAUGCAUCAGAUAUACAACAAACUAUUUGGCCACGAGCUGCAGCUGCAGCAGAACGGUUGUGGAGUCCAUUGGAAAAGCUGGCAAAGGAUCCAGAGUUGAUCGCAGGAAGAUUGGCUCAUUUCCGGUGCUUGCUGAAUCAGAGAGGGGUUCCCGCUGCACCACUCGACGGACUUGGUCGAGAGGCCCCGAGAGGGCCAGGCUCAUGCUAUAAGCAAUAGGAGCAUUCCUCAAAUUAGAGGUUCAGGCUUCCACUUCUUCAAGUGAAGGGAUUCCUCCGAUUGUUUUGGCGAUGCAUUGAGGCUUCUACCAUUGAUUACAAAGAAGCAGAAGUAGUCAGAUUCCUUCCCAAAUUAAAAAAGAAGUCUCGCAUAGCCAGUUCUUCGCAUGGCUAAAUUGUAUGCAUCGCUUGUUUGUCAAGGAGCAAAAUUUUUCUCAAUCAGAAAUGUGUGCUUCGAAGACAUUUCUUUAGACACGAUGAAAUAAGAAAUUUAAAAUCACUUGAUGUUUUUGUGAAAAAUGAUCUUUCGCGAUUCAAACAUAUCAGUCAAACAGUGUGAAAACGAUGCUAAUGCUUUCAGCAAAUGAAAUAUCUGUGCAUUUAUACA